This is a messenger RNA of Neurospora tetraspora, 1464 nucleotides long. RefSeq lists its product as uncharacterized. The record is from RefSeq and is a predicted model, not a curated record. Bases 1 to 1464 code for a protein of 487 amino acids. The transcript is spliced from 2 exons. Lineage: Eukaryota; Fungi; Ascomycota; Sordariomycetes; Sordariales; Sordariaceae.
AUGGGCUUGGGAGAAGAUGUACCUGUCCGGAUUCAAGAUGUGCAUGCCAUCUCGAGCUUCAACAAAAUUGCCAACAAUCAGAUAGCAGUACCAGGUGUUCCCCCGCGCCUCCACCCUUUGACCCAGCAACUCGACCUCGAGCUCGAUUACCACAACAAAUCCCUCGGACGUAACUACCCAAGCUUUACCCAUCACUUCGAGCCCCUUGUACGAUCUAUCGAAGCAACCGAUCCCGACUAUGACUUGAGGCAAACAGACAUCGUUACCAACGCCAGUAACCUCCGCAAGAUGUUCAUGAUCUUACUCAAUCAACAAAGCGAAUACGAGCGCUAUGAUCUCACCUGGAGAAAUAACAUACUCUUUCUGUCGAAGUGGACGUCGGACCCAUCCCUUAACUCCAGUUUGGGUCACGGCAGCGGCUUCGAGCAAGCAACGUGCAUCUACGACGAUCUUGAAGACGAACUGCUCAAGAGUAGCGCAAGCCAUCAUCGUGUGAUCCAGUAUCGCUUCGGUGGACUGCAGUUGGUCGUCCAGUCGGAGGUUGACGCAUAUCACUGUGACUGCCACUGCCCAGGCAACUUUGACUUGGCCCUACCAGAAACCUUGUCAGCACUGACUGUCGACGAAGUGGCCCAACAUCGACGGCGCAGCAGUGCGGUCUCUGCCGCCUCCUCUGGGGCGAGCAGCAACAACCUCUCUGUUCUCUCUUCUGACUUGAGCGUUACCUCCCUCGACUGCCACUGCGACUCAACGAGAGAAACAACCCCCGCGUCCCCACCCCCUUCCCCCUGCCGCUCUAUAUCCAUGAAUGACCCAGAAACCCCCUUCUCUGGUGUCCUCUCAGCUUCCGGAAACCUUAUCUACUCCAAUUCGUCCCCGAACCUCCGCGUCCUACGCCUCGGCCGCGAGAUACCCGCCCGCUGCCUCGUAGAGGUCAAGACCCACAAGGUCCGCAACAAACCGCUCUUCAACGCCGAAGCCCAGCUCUACUUCUCCCAGCUCAGCAAGCUGUACAUUGCCAAGAACGACAACGGAAGCUUUCUGCCCACAGUGCCCAGCGUCAGCGAGGACAACAAGAGCAACAAUCCCGUGGAGGAGAAGACCGAAGAUAUCAGGCUCUGGGUAGAGGCAGAGCAGAACCAAAAGACGCUCCAGAAGGUGGUGGCGCUGUUGAAGAGGCUGAAGGAUCUGGCGAAACAGUUUGAGAAGGAAAAGGGAAUCCGGACGAUCACGCUUUUGAUGAGGAAUGAUGGGAUGGGGGAGGAGAGGGGGGUGAAUAUGAAGUUGUAUGAGAGGACGGAGGAAUGUGGGGUGGGCGGGUGUUUGCCGGAGGAUUAUUUGGAUGCUGCUGGGUGGCCUGGGGGAAAGGAGGAGAUGGGAGAUGAGGGUUUGGAAGAUGAAGCUGCGAAGGAGGAGGCUUUGAAAGAUGAGGAUUUGAAAGAUGGAGGUUUGCAAGAUAACUGA